CAGCACAGAACCGGCCGGGCCAAGCAGGCCAUGGGGCGCUGGACGCUGCUGCCCCGCGGGGUUUCUGCUACGCUGCUGGUGGUGCUGGCCGCUUUGCCCGCAGCCCUGGCUGCCAACAGCAGUGGUCGAUGGUGGGGCAUCGUGAACGUAGCGUCCUCUACGAACCUGCUAACAGACUCCAAGAGCCUGCAACUGGUGCUCGAGCCCAGUUUGCAACUGUUGAGCCGCAAACAGAGGCGGCUGAUCCGUCAGAACCCAGGCAUCCUGCACAGCGUGAGCAGCGGGCUGCAGAGUGCGGUGCGAGAGUGCAAGUGGCAGUUCCGGAACCGCCGCUGGAACUGCCCCACUGCUCCUGGGCCCCACCUCUUCGGCAAGAUCGUCAACCGAGGCUGUCGGGAAACAGCGUUUAUCUUCGCCAUCACCUCCGCCGGGGUCACCCACUCGGUGGCGCGCUCCUGCUCCGAGGGCUCCAUCGAGUCCUGCACGUGCGACUACCGGCGGCGUGGCCCCGGGGGCCCCGACUGGCACUGGGGAGGCUGCAGCGACAACAUCGACUUCGGUCGCCUCUUCGGCCGGGAGUUCGUGGACUCCGGGGAGAAGGGGCGGGACCUGCGCUUCCUCAUGAACCUUCAUAACAACGAGGCGGGCCGCACGACCGUAUUCUCCGAGAUGCGCCAGGAGUGCAAGUGCCACGGGAUGUCGGGCUCAUGCACCGUGCGCACGUGCUGGAUGCGGCUGCCCACGCUGCGCGCCGUGGGCGACGUGCUGCGCGACCGCUUCGACGGCGCCUCUCGCGUUCUCUACGGCAACCGCGGCAGCAACCGGGCGUCGCGCGCGGAGCUGCUGCGCCUGGAGCCCGAGGACCCCGCGCACAAACCGCCCUCUCCGCACGACCUCGUCUACUUCGAGAAGUCGCCCAAUUUCUGCACGUACAGCGGGCGCCUGGGCACCGCGGGCACGGCGGGCCGAGCCUGCAACAGCUCGUCCCCCGCGCUGGACGGCUGCGAGCUGCUCUGCUGCGGCCGUGGUCACCGCACGCGCACGCAGCGCGUCACCGAGCGCUGCAACUGCACCUUCCACUGGUGCUGCCACGUCAGCUGCCGCAACUGUACUCACACACGCGUACUGCACGAGUGUCUGUGAACCGGGAGACCCGCACCCUAGGAGCGUGGUCCUCCUGGCCUCCUGAGAAAGACGCGCCCAACGCUCCUGGCCCUUAACAUCCUCCCACCCCAGGA
Molecule: messenger RNA, 1238 nt
Organism: Octodon degus (degu)
Lineage: Eukaryota; Metazoa; Chordata; Mammalia; Rodentia; Octodontidae
Gene: Wnt1
Product: Wnt family member 1
Exons: 4
Coding region: 31-1143 (370 amino acids)
Biological process (GO): multicellular organism development; cell fate commitment; canonical Wnt signaling pathway
Cellular component (GO): extracellular region
Molecular function (GO): frizzled binding; cytokine activity
Source: RefSeq, a predicted model, not a curated record